This is a messenger RNA of Syngnathus acus (greater pipefish), 11137 nucleotides long. Its product is annotated as desmoplakin-like. Lineage: Eukaryota; Metazoa; Chordata; Actinopteri; Syngnathiformes; Syngnathidae. Gene Ontology annotation, cellular component: intercalated disc; plasma membrane; cytoskeleton. The record is from RefSeq and is a predicted model, not a curated record. Bases 103 to 10551 code for a protein of 3482 amino acids. Gene Ontology annotation, molecular function: structural molecule activity. The transcript has 24 exons. Gene Ontology annotation, biological process: skin development; wound healing; cell-cell adhesion.
GAAAACAGUCGAGGCACCUGGAGCACGGGUGCAGUCUGCUGCAACGGGUGGAAGGAGAGACAGCGACUCGUCCGGCCUCUCUGGUGCGACAUCUUGUGAGCCAUGAGUCAGUACGGUUCUCAAAAUCCACUCAGCAUGAACAUGAGCAUGAGCCGCAAAGGAGACCCCGGUGGGGGCUCCUUCCGCUACACCCGCACGGAGUUGGUGCAAGGGGCCGCUGGCAACGGCUACGACCACUUCAUGGAUGGACACAACACCUUGCCCAAGACUUCGGCAGGAGGGGCAAUGGCGGUCGACACCAUCGGAAGAAUGACAUGCACCACGGAAGGUGGAAUCAGCGGCCUCAACGACAUCCAUCAGAGGGCCGUGUCGCUUCAAGCCCAGUGUCAGGAGGACCUGAGGAGAGCCGAAUUCGCCCUGCAAUCUGGGGGGAAUAUGGCUGAUGCAGAGCAGUACAUGUUGAGGGCAAAAGACACAAUUGAGCAGCUGAAGAUGUAUGCAAUGGACCUGAGGCAGAUGGGGCAGCCCAACGACAACGUUGUCAGAACUUGGGAGAUUUGUACCGAUCAGCUGAAGGGGGUCCACUUGGCAAUGAGCGGCUCUUUGCAAAGGAGAAGGAGUGGUAAAGGGAGCUCUGGAACUUGGGAGGAGCCGGGGAAGAGCUUCCAUGAUGCCGUGGCCUGGAUCGCGCAGCAAAAGCGUCUGAUUGAAACGACAUACUGGGGUGAAGAUCCUGCUGGUAUAGAAAAGAAUCUUAUCAGCCACCAGAGGUUUCACAACUCUAUCCAGAACAGCACAGAAGUGGAUCGAGCCAGGAGUGAAUUGGUCAAAAAAGGGGACAAAGGAAAUCUUCAUGCUUUGGACCAGGAGUGGGACAGUCUACAGCAAAUGUCACAUGCUCGGAUGCAGCAGUUAGGAGACCUCCAGCAGAUCAUCCAGGAACUGUCCAAGGAGAUCAUGUGGGUCAAUGACAAGGAAGAAGAAGAGUUGAUCUUUGACUGGGGUGAAAAGAACCUGGACCAGUACAUCCCCCGCAAGCAAGAAAGCUAUUCCAAACUCAUGAGUGCCCUUGAGGAGAAAGAAAAGCAUCUGAAUAAACUGAAGGUCCGAGGAGACGCCCUACUGAAGAACAAACACCCGGCCUCGGACAAGAUCGAGGCAUACCGGGACACGCUGCAGACUCAGUGGAGUUGGCUCCUUCAAAUUACCAAAUGCAUCGACGUGCAUUUGAAGGAGAACGCGGCAUACAAUCAGUUCUUUAAGGAGGCCAAUGGGACAUACAGCGCCUUGCAGGGGCAACAACAAUCCAUUCGUACAAAGUUCACCUGUGACAAGAACACCUCAUUGGAAAACCUGUUGGAGUUGCUCAAGGGAUUGGAGAGGGAGCGAGAGACGCUGAGGGACCAAAAGAGGCAAGUUCAGCAUCUUGUUAACAAGGCCAACAGCAUCGUCAGACUGAAAUCCAGAAACCCAGAAGAGAAGAGCAAUCGGCCUGUCAUUGCCAAAGCCUUGUGCGACUUCAAACAAGACCAGAAGGUGAUCUGUAAGGGUGACGAGGCCAUCUUGAAGGACAACAGUCAGCGCAGCAAGUGGGAGGUCACGGGGCCAGGGGGACUGGAUAUGGUCAUACCGUCCGUCUGCUUGAUCCUCCCACCUCCCAAUCCGCUCAGCAUUAACCUGGCUAACAAAAACGAGCAGCUCUAUGAGUCCAUAAUGUCUUUCUGGAACCAGCUGUACAUCAACGUGAAGAGUCUCAUCGCCUGGCAGUACUGCCUUCUGGAUAUCAAUCGCAUCAACUCGCUCACCCUAACCAUGCUGGCUCGGAUGAGUCCCGAGGAGUACUCCCAGUUUAUCAGGAGCCUGGAGACGCAUUAUGAAGAGUUCAAAAUGAGUUGCCAAGGCUCUCAGAUGUUUGCUGAGAAUGACAAGAGGGGCAUGGAGAUUCAGUUCAAUGGGGCUCAAGCCUACUACGGAACUCUCGUGGUGCAGCUACCCGCUUACCAAGCCCAGCAAGGGCAGCAACAGCUCAUUAUCAUGACUUCGGCUGCCGAUGAAGAUGCCAGAAUGCUUGAGGAAGAGCGCCAGAGAACAGCGGUGAAGAAAAUCACGAAAGAGGUCGUGAAAGUGGUCAAGACGGCGCCGGUGAAAAAGAAGGUCACUUCGUCUCACAGUUUAACGGAGCUGCAAGCACUCAGACUGAAGCUGGAGGCAGCUGAGGACUUGCUGAGUCAGCAUGUUCACAUCUGCUUGGGAGAUGAUGCGACCAACGACUGCGGCCUCAGAAUCACACAGAUGGAGAGUGCGCAGCUUGACGUCCAAGCAAUGAAAGAGGAGUACAUCAGGCUGAGGGAGAAUAUUAUGAAGGAGCUGGAGAGCACGAAUGAUUCUGAUAAAGCUCAAUUCCUACUUAGUGAGCUUGAAGUCAUCACCCAACGGCUCAGCGGUCUGGAGAGCAACUUAUCAACUUUUCUUCUUUGGCUGCAGGCUCUAAGGGACCUGCUGGAAAGCAUGGCACAUGCUGAAGAUAUAGUUAAAGUUCAUGAGGCGAGACUGACCGAGAAGGAGACCACUUCUCUGUUACCGGAAGACGUGAACGACUACUUGAAGAUUCUUAAGAAUGUUCAGGAUGGGUUGGAUGGCAAAAGUGACAUUGUGACCUCCAUGGAAGCUGAACUUGCCAAGGCAAACCAGUGCAAUGGCCAGGUGGGCGGGCCCUUCUACAAGUGUGACAUGAUGCUGUCAAAAUGCACCGAGCAGGUGGGCCUGCUGUCAGACCGCUGGAGACGAAUAAAGGCGCAGAUUGAUACUAGACUGCAGGACUUGCAGCACUACCUGCCUCAACUGGAGCACUACAAGCAGUCCAGCUCCUCCUUCAGCGACUGGAUUGAUGACACUCGCAAAAAGCAAGACAGCCUGCAAGCCACCAACAUCCAGAAUGUUCAAUCUCUGAAGGACCACAUCAGCAAUCAGAAGGCUCUGAAUACAGAAAUCAAAGCAAAGAGGGAUGCACUGGAGAAAAUCCUCAAAGACAAUGAGGCCUGCGUGGCCUCAAUCAAGGAUUAUGAAACAGACCUAGCCUGUUACACCUCUGGCUUAGAGACUUUGCUCAACAUCCCUAUCAAGAGAACAAUGCUAAGAUCGCCAUCUGUAGAUCUUAUUCUGGAGGCUAGUCAACUGCAGACCCGUUACAUGGAGUUGCUUACUAUGUCUGAUGACUACUUGAAAUUCAUAGGGGAGCUUCUCAAAAACAUGGAGGAUCUUAAGAUUCGAAAUACUCAAAUUGACCUGUUAGAGGAAGAGCUUCGCAUACUGAGGGAGGCUAUGGAGGAUCGCAAUAGCAAGAACAAGUCUCUCGAAGAUGCGAUUGUCCGCUAUCAACUCGAGCUGUCCCAGUCACAGGACAAGCUGCUGUCGAUGGAGGAGAUCAAGCGAACCACAGCGCUGCAGUGCAAUGCCGCAAAAGACAGCCUAGAUGACUCACACAACCAACUGGCGGACCUCGCUGAUCAGGUGACACGUCUCAACUACUUGCUAGAGGAAGAAAAGAGGAAGAGGAAAUUGGCCGAGGAGCGCCACACCCAACAGCAACAGGAGUGCGAGUCUGUCCUUAGGAAGAGGCAUACAGAGUUAGAAAGCGUGAGCUGGUCCAAAGUGGAAGUGGAAAAGACGAUGGCAAAUCAAGAGCAUGAGAUCAAGCAGCUGCAACGGAAGCUAGAAGAGGAAACCUCCAAGGUGGCAGAACUGCAGAAGGAGAUUUCAAAGGUAAGAAGCCAAUGCAAUGCAAAGAUCAAUAACUUAAAGCUUCACUAUGAAUCCCAGAUACAUGUCAGUCAGAGCACAAUUCAGCGGCUUUCGGCCCAGAGAGAGGAUGACACAUGUCAGCUUCAAAUGCAAUAUGACAGGAUGCUAGCAGAGGGGAGGGCUAUGGAGGAUGAGCUCAGGAGGCUGAAAAUGUCCCUCAAGCAGGCAGAAGAACUAAAGAAGAGAGCAGAGGAAGAAGCCCAUAGGCAGCGUUUGCUAACCACAGAAGAAGGGCACAUGAGAAGAGAACUGGAAAGUGAGAUUGUGGCUUUGAUCAAGCAGAGGGAAGAGGAAAGCAACAAGUACCAGGAGGACCUGGCUCAAGUUAGACAGGGGCUGGAGAAGAAGACUGAGCAGCUGGCCUACGUCACCCACAGUCUGGAGGAGGAGGUACGAAGAAGGGAAACUACAGAGGAAGGAAAAUGUGUGCUAGAGCACACCUUGGUCGAACUUCAAGCAGAGCUAGCUAGUUCAGCAAAGGCCGUGGCCCAACUGCAGACGUGCGAGGCGGAGAUUCACAAUAUGCGUUUGGAGCUGGAGAGGGAGAAUAGGGAUCGGAGUAGAGUUGAAGAAAACCUGAAUCGAUUACAGGGCCGCAUCAAAGAUAUUCAAUCCGUUAGAGAUGGCCUGGAGAUCCAGCUAGCUAACCUGAGGAACGCCAACCAAGAAGAAGUAACGAAAAGGAGGCAGAUUGAGAUUAAUUUAGAGAAGACCACAAUGACGAUGAGACAGUACUACGGCACCAUUACCACUUUACGCCAGAACCAAGAGCAAGUCAAGGCAUCAGAAACGAGAGGUGAAGAACAGUGUCUUGUUAUACAGGAGGAACUGCAAAGAAGCUUGGACCAAAACAGAAGCUUUAUGGAACAGUUGUCGCAACUGAGCACUGAGCUGAAAGCCCUGCAGCAUCUCUUGUUACAGGAGCAAGCAAAAGUUGAAGAGGUAAACCAAAGGAACGAGGGUCUGCAUAGAACAAUAGAGAAGAAGAGUAAAGCUCUGAAUGAAAACUACUCUGAACUUCAAACUCUCAAGGGGAAGACUGAAAUCCUGAUGAAAGAAAGACUGAGCUUGGAAGAGGAGCUUAGGAUAACACGACAUGAUAAAGCAGAACUUUUGAGAUCCAAAGAGGAUCAUGGUGAUGAGAUCUCCUCCCAAAUUACUGCCCUGGAGCUUCAGCUGCAGGCUAGCGAGCGAAGCAAUGUUGACUACUGCAACCUUGUCUCAGAGCUCUCCGUGGAGAGGGACAAUCUCAAGGUGUCCGUCUCCAAAAUGCAAACUCAAGCCACUGAGAUCUCAAGCACAAUGCUAUCACUGCAGUCGCAGUACACCGAGAUUGCGAAAGAAAGAGAUGCACUGCUGCUGAAACUCCAGUUGUCUGGGACAGACAAAGAUGACCUCCAAAGGCUCGAGGAGGAACGCCGACGCAUUAAGCUGUCUCUUGAGUCUGAGCUUCAAAAUAAGCGACGUGUACAGGAGGAGAAUGAGAGGGUGAAAAGAGAUUUAAGUUACUGGAAGGAACAAUAUGAAAGUAAGCAGGGUCUUGUUAACCAGUACGAUGCAGACAAGGAACGUCUGGAAAGGGAAACGACUAGUUUGAAAAGGGAGAUAGAGAGGCUUCGAAGGGAACUUAGUGAGCUCGAGAAUACAUAUAAAGGAAAGCUGUCAAACCUCCAGAAAGAACUCACAGAGUUGACUCUUGUGAGACAAACUAUGCAGAAUGAGGUCAAGAAAAGUAGAGAACUCCCAACCUUGGAUCCAGCCACCGUUAUUUUUGAUGGUGUUCGUAAACCAAUUACAGUAACCCAAUUGCUUGAUUGUGGGCUUUUGGAUAAACCAACUUUUAACCAACUCAUUAAAGGGCAAAAGACUGUUCCUGAUGCAUCCGUCGAUAUAAAAGUUAGUCUCAAAGGAACAGGCCCGAUAGCGGGGGUGAUCAUUGAAAACCCACAGGGUGACAGUUUUAUUUAUAAAAUAAGCCUCACAGAAGCAAAGAAAGAGGGUCUUCUCCCAGCAGAUGCUGUUGACCUGCUACUGGAUGCUCAGGCAGCCACAGGCCACAUCAUUGAUCCCAAAACUAAUCAAAAGCUGACAGUAGAGGAGGCAGUUGCUGCCGGAGUGGUAGACCCGAGAGAUCAAAACAGACUUUUAGCUGCACAAGCUGCUGCCGUGGGCUACAAGGAUUUCAGUGCAGUCAAGUCACUUUCGGUGUACGAGGCCUUGAAGAGGGGAUUGAUUGACAGAAACGAUGGACUGCGUUUAUUACAGGCCCAGGAGUGUAUCGGUGGCAUACUAGAUCCGAACCUCAGCGUGUUCCUUCCCAAAGUCACAGCUAUCGGUCGUAGUAUUUUGGAUGAAAAUCUCAGUUAUGCUUUGACCCAGAAUCCCAAGUGUUAUCUUGACCCAGACAACGAACAGGGUGUCAGUUAUGGAGAUUUGAAGAAAAGAUGCAAGACAGAGGCUCACACUGGUCUGCUACUGUUGCCAGUCACGAAGGGAAUAGACCCAUCCAAAGUGAUUUUUGAUGGUGUUCGUAAGCCAGUCACAGCACAACGGUUGCAUGAUUGUGGUAUCUUGGACAAACAUUCACUUCAUCAAUUAACAAAGGGACAAAAAUCCCUCCCACAGUUGUCAGAAGAAAAAAAACUAUUUUUAAAGGGGAUCAGGCCAAUUGCUGGUGUAGAAGUUGGAUCUUUUGGGACUAUAUCUUUGUCAGAAGCCAAGAAACAGUUGCUGAUGAAUCCACAUUGUGCAGAUUUACUACUUGAUGCCCAGGCAGCAACCGGCUACAUUAUUGAUCCAAAGACUAAUCAGAAGUUCACAGUAGAGGAGGCAUGUGCCAGAGGACUGGUGGACAUAAGAGAUCGAGAUAGGCUCUUGGCAGCAGAAUCCGCCGCUUUGGGUUAUCGGGAUCCGAGCACGGCUAAACCGCUUUCAGUCUUUCAAGCCAUGAACAAAAGACUAAUCGAUAGGAGAACUGGGCUACGCCUGUUGCAGGCCCAGGACUCUUGUGGGGGGAUUUUAGAUCCUAAUCUGAGUGUGUUCUUCCCCAAAGACAUGGCUGUGAAUCGCAGCCUUUUAGAUGGAGAUCUUUGUAAGGCUCUGAAUCAAAAUACAGAGUGUUACCUUGACCCGGAGAAUGAACAAAAUGUCAGCUAUGAGGCUUUGAAGAAAAAAUGCAAAACCGAGUUCAGCACCGGUUUGAUAAUUCUACCAAUUAUUGAAAGAAAAGAUCCCUCCAAACUGAUGUUUGAUGGAGUCCGCAAGUCAGUCUCAGCGAAGCAGUUGUUCGAAUGUGGAGUGCUUGACAAGCAUACAUUCGAUCAGUUACUGAAAGGGGAGAAGACAGUUGCUGAGGUGUCUUCUGAAAAAGUUGUCGCUCUGAAGGGAACUGGCUCGAUUGCUGGGGUUCAAGCUGGGAACCAGGGAAAAAUUUCUUUGUCAGAAGCUAAAAAACAAGGCCUCUUAUCCUCAGAGACUGCAAAUUUGCUACUGGAAGCACAGGCUGCCACCGGUCACAUAAUCGAUCCUACGACUUAUCAGAAGCUAACAGUAGAUGAGGCUUGUGCCAGAGGAGUAGUUGAUCUAAAGGACAGAGACAAAUUAUUAGUCGCAGAAGCCGCUGCUAUUGGUUAUAAAGAUCCAAGUACGGCGAGGCCUUUGUCUGUCUACGAGGCAAUGAAAAGAGGACUAAUUAAUUGGAAAACUGGUUUACGAUUCCUGCAGGCCCAAGAGUGCGUUGGAGGAAUACUUGACCCCACUCUCAGUGUAUUCCUCCCAAAAGACAUAGCGAUCAAACGCAAUUUAUUAGAUGAAGACCUCCGCAAUUGUCUAAAUCAGAGUCCUACAUACUACCUUAAUCCCGAACCUGAGCUUGAUGUAAGUUACGGGGCUUUGAAACUUAGAUGCGAGACAGAGCCUCAGAGUGGCCUGCAAAUUUUGCCAAUUUCAGAAAAGCUGGAUCCUUCCAAAUUGAUAUUUAACGGUGUGCGCAAGACAGUAACAGCACAACAAUUGUUUGACUGUGGAGUCUUGGACAAAGCUACAUUAAAUCAACUCAUCACAGGGGUGAAAACAGUCCCGGAGGUGUCAGCAGAAAAGCAGGUUUUCCUCAAAGGCACUGCUUUAAUUGCUGGGAUUUCAACUGGAUUAUUCCAAAAAAUGUCCUUUACUCAGGCCAAGAAAGAAAGUAUUAUAGCCCCUGACAGUGCUGACUUGCUACUUGAAGCUCAGGCAGCUACAGGACACAUCAUUAACCCACAGACGAAUCAGAAAUUGACUGUUAAGGAAGCAUGUGCGAGAGGCGUAGUCUCUAAGGAAGACGAAUCAAAGUUGUUUGCUGCUGAAGCUGCUGCCAUAGGUUACAGAGACCCAAACACUUUCCUGCUCAUGUCAGCUGGCCAGGCCAUGAAAAAGGGACUUAUUGACAAGGACACAGCUCUUCGCGUACUUGAGGCUCAAGAGUGUGCAGGAGGUAUUUUGGAUCCUAUCCUGAGUGUAUACCUACCUAGGGACAUUGCUAUGGAUCGAGAUCUGAUAGAUGCAGACCUAUACAAGGCCCUCAGUCAGUAUCCUGAAUGUUAUUUGGAUCCAGACACACAACUGCCAGUUAGCUAUCUGUCCUUGAAAGCAAGAUGCAGAGCAGACACAAGCACGGGUUUAUUGCUUCUUCCAGAACCUAAAAAACCAACAACUGUCCAAGGGCUUCGAAGUCAAGUCUCUGUCAUAGAUCUAGUAGAUGCCAACCUGCUGGAGCCAUCUGAUAUUAAUGGAUUGAAAGAAGGGCGACUGACAAGUCAGGACAUUGCGUACCGCCUGCGUUCUUAUUUGGGCAAGUCCACCUGCAUAGCAGGACUAUUGGAUGAAGCCAGUGAUAGGGUGAUGACAGUUUAUGAAGCUAUGAAAAGUGGACUCUUACGACCGGAGACAGCUCUAUACCUUCUUGAAGCCCAGGCUGCCUCAGGUUUUAUCGUCGACCCAGUGAACAAUAUUCACCUCACUGUUAGUGACGCUUAUAACCAAGGAGUAUUUGGGGCCGAGUGUCUGGACAACCUGCUAUCAGCAGAAAGAGCUGUGAAAGGUUACAAACUGCCUGGUACAGAAAAUGUUAUAUCUCUUUUCCAGGCAAUCAAGAGGGGUCUAGUUGAGAAAGGGCAUGGUAUACGCCUUCUUGAGGCCCAGAUUGCCAGUGGCGGGAUUAUUGAUCCUGAACACAGCCAUCGGAUUGAUGUGGAUGUGGCCUACCGCAAAGGAUUCUUAAAUGAGGAAAUGAAUAAGAAUGUGACCGAUCAGGAUGCUGCUCAUAAGGAUUACGUUGAUCCUAACACAGAGGAAAAUUUAACAUACCUGGGUCUUAAGAAACGUUGUAUUACUCAUGGAAAGACUGGCCUGAUCCUUUUGCCAAUUGUGGACAAGGAAAAACAAGAGGCAACGACGAAAAACACCUUGAGAAAAACGAGAGUGAUAAUUAUGGAUCCGCAGACUAAUAAGGAGAUGACUAUACGUCAAGCAUAUGAUAAAGGCUUGAUUGACUACAGCACCUACCUGGAGCUUUCUGCACAGGAGUGUGAGUGGGAAGAGAUCACCAUCACUGAACCUGAUGGUUCCAAACGUUCUGUUUUCAUUGACAGGAAGACAGGAAGCGAGUACGACAUCAAUAAACUGCUUGAGAAAAAACUCAUUGAUCAGUCAGUUAUUAAUCAGUAUCGCUCAGGGAUCAUUACUUUAACAGAGUUUGCAGAUAUCAUCACUGAAAAGACGCAUGGAUUGCCACCAACAAUUUCCACGUCACAGGCUUCAUUUCCGACGUCAAUGUCAUCAUCAACAGCAACAGUAAUGACAAAAUCUUCUUUCACAAAAAUAUCUUCAAUACCUCCCACCAUUAAAGAGCAAAGCUUUGCAACCGGUAGUGGUUCUCAAGGCCUAUCAGACACCCUAAAUCAAACAGCAAGUGUCGCUAUCACCCUGGCCUCUCCUGUUGAAAUUGUCGGUGAAAAGGAACCCGUGGGCGCCAUAUUUGAUACAGAAACUUUGGACAAAUUAUCAAUCGUGGCAGCUCUAAACAAUGGUCUUGUUGAUACCAUAACUGCUCAGAGAUUGCUGGAGGCACAAGCGUGCACCGGAGGAAUCGUAAAUCCAGAAAACGGGCGUCGGCUCAGCAUCCAAGAAGCGUGCCGCCAAGGCCUCAUUAACGAUGACAUGGCAGCAAGACUCAAGCCCGCUCAGAAAGCGUUUAUUGGCUUUGAAGAUGUCAAAACCGGAAAGAAAAUGUCUGCGGCUGAAGCCGUUAAGGAAAUGUGGCUACCUUAUGAGGCAGGCCAGAGGUUUUUGGAGUUCCAAUUUGGAACAGGAGGACUUUACGACCCUGAACUGGGCUGUAGACGAAGCACAGCAGAUGCUUUGCAAAUGGGCUGGAUUGAUGGUAGCACUGCUAUGAAACUCCAAGAUGUCAGACACCACACAAAGAAUUUAACAUGCCCAAAGAGCAAACUAAAGAUUUCUUAUAAGGAGGCUCUGGACAAUUGUCUGGUGGAGGAGAGUACUGGGCUGAGAAUGUUACCAGCAUCAUCCGUGUCCUCCAGAGGAAUAAGUAGUCCGUACAAUUUUGCGUCUGCCCCAGGAUCUAGCACAGGCUCUAGAAGUGGCUCACGACGAAGCUCUCGUAGAAGCAGUUUGGAUUUAGGCUCUCCCGCCCCCUUGUCAACCAGUCAUUACAGUCAUACAACCCUUACCACCCACACCACUAGACCCUAACCCACGGUCUUAUCCCGAAGGUAUGGAGUUGAGUCAGGGGGGUUGAAAUUGACUCAUGAAUACAUUCAAGCAAUCAAUCAGACAGGAUUGGGAAGCCACACGCAGCGUGUAAAUUUUAACAUUCGAGACUCACUCUCCACAACCGCUUUGUGAAACAACACCUAUGACUUACUUCUUCGUGUGCUGUCUGAAAAAGGGGCUUUUUUUGCUUUGGGAACAUAUUGAUGCUGUGAUUGCAUUCAUUCUGCAUUUAUUAGGCUAUUCUCUUUGUUUUGUUUUGGGAGGGUUGCAAGGUUAAUUACAUGCACAGUGGUACACCACAAUGGAUGUUCAACUAUAAUUUGAUGUUGAUUUGGUUGAAAGAACAAUUUCAAGCAACAUGACACUGAAACAAAAGUUGUUUCCUGUUCUUUCCUUUCCUGAGUCGACUUGCAUUUAAUAUGUAUUUUCAAUUCCUUUCGUGAAAGAUGCCACAAAAAGCCAACAGAAGAGUCAAAACACCAAUGGAUUGUACAAUGGGGGGGAUUUCAAUGUAUCACUGUGUAUUCAUGAAAACAUUAAACUUUUGAUUCUUUGAGUGAAUGAA